Orbilia oligospora ATCC 24927 is the source of this 2877-nucleotide messenger RNA. RefSeq lists its product as uncharacterized. NCBI's taxonomy places the organism in Eukaryota, Fungi, Ascomycota, Orbiliomycetes, Orbiliales, Orbiliaceae. The record is from RefSeq and is a predicted model, not a curated record. The transcript is spliced from 3 exons. Bases 1 to 2877 code for a protein of 958 amino acids. Gene Ontology annotation, molecular function: protein binding.
AUGGUAGCCACAAUCCUCUCCCUCCCUAACGAAAUACUUUCAAACAUCUUCAACGACAGAUGUCUUUCCAAUGCGGACCUCACCAGACUCCAAUUGACUUGCAGUUUGUUCCGUGAUAACAUCGAACAACAAACCUCUCGCCGGUAUACCUUCCGAGUCGACGCCCAAGGCCACCCCACAUGGCGUCUAAUCCGGUCCCUUCUCAAGAACCCAAAACUGGGUGAACGGUUCAGCGAAAUCACCGUUCGAUGGGAACGUCGAAAUGCAUCAAAUAAAGAAACCUGGACGGAAACAUGGUCAUGGGAAAGAGAUGAAAUUGAAAAGAUCCAUGACCUUUGCGAAAAAUGGUGUAUUGACGAUCGUACGCAACGUUGUAUCGGAUAUGGAAUAAAUUCUGAGGCACUCCUGCCGUUGUUACUGGUGUUUACGACGAAUUUGAAAUCCUUGGAUUUGGGAAAUAUUGACGUCGUGUUGGUGACGCAUACGUACCAAGAAUGGAGGAGCGGUGCGGCUUUAUGGGCCAUCGGUGAAUCCGAACAUAGUGAUCCUCAGGCGGAGUUUGAUGAAAAGUGUCAAAGUCAUAACCCAAGAGACAGGGAUAUAUUCUUAUUUGAGAAUCUUCCGUAUCGACUAUCGUCGAGGAGGGAGUCAAGAGCAAGAGCCAAGGAUUUGUAUAGUCACUAUAUACAUCGUGGUGAAGACCCCAUGAACAAACCGGAGAGAACAUCACCAGAUCCUGAUUCAGCUGUCCUCCCGGGAUUAGCUAACCUUGAGCAUUUCCGGAUUGGAAGUGAGAGCGUCGAGGGAUAUGGAAGCGAACCAGUUCAUAGUCUUGAUGUUUUUGCGUUUCUCCUUUUACCAGCGAUCAAAGCUAUUCAGGCAUUUGGAGUCUCUCAUCUUAAACCUUAUUCUAUUGGGGGUUAUACAGGUUCGAUCGGUGACGAAAACGUAUCUACGGUGAAACAUCUAGUUCUCCAGACGGUGGGGGGUGGGCGCGCGCACACGAGGAUGCUCAUGCUGGGGCCGGCGCAGGCGCAGGUGCAGACAAAAGUAACAACGUUUGUUGAUGUGGUCGCUGGGAUUACGAGAAAUCUCGAAUCGGUUUAUGUUAAAACCGGAGAGGAUGAAGGAAGUGAAGCCCUGGGACGGGCUUUCUUGGAAAAUAACAAAGCGACAUUGGUACCAGCAAAUGUUAUUGUUGACGGUGAUGGGUUCGACGAUGAAGGAGUGUUCGUUCCGGAUUUGGAAAGGAAAAAGGCGCUGGCCUUGAAGCAGAAGCUUUGGGAGCAGAGUCGUGGAAAUCUCAUGGCAUCGAAUAAUAAACAGUCUCCUCUAGAGACCCUUCAGCCGGACAUCCUAUUCAAGGUUACUUCAUUCCUCGAAAAAUGCGAUUCAUUCAAUCUCAUUCUAUCUUCAAAAAACUUUCAAGAUGCCUGUUACCGUCAUAACUGGUUUAAACUUGGAUUCAAUAACAGCUCUCUCAUAUCUCAUGAUGAUCUAGUCAUACACAAUACACUCGCUCAGCUAGAGUCACCUAUUCACAUUGGAUGGUCGCUCGGGGUCCAAGACGGUGUUCCUCCUGAGUUCUCGGUUUUACGAGCGACGCUAGAGGCUAUAAAAAAUGGGGAUAUACGAGGUCCUAAACAUAUUGAGCUAGACCUUACUAGUUAUCAGCCCGAUGAUAGCGUAGAAAGAAUACCAAAUCCAUGGUAUAGAUUAUUUGAAGAGAAAAAUGAGCCUGAAUCAGAUUCGGAGUCGCCUUUAACUACCAUACUUCCUUUUGGCAAAGCCAAAACUUCGGAGGAUGAUGUUCCGUUCAACAAACAUACCACCGUCUUAAGCAUCUUCAAGUCCUUUUCAAAAGAAAAGGAUCCUUCUGAAAAAUUUCGAAUAUCUAUCAAAAUCAACCUAGCCGAUAUCUCGAUCUUAAAAUUUUGCGACAUGACGAAGGUGACAAAUCUUCGAUUGGAAGAAAUCUGGGAUGGCAGACAAAAACGCAUCGGAAGGAGCGUUGAUGGGCUUGUUAUGGCACUUUCUGGGCUGACGGACCAUCUAAAAACGCUUUCAUUAGCAGGGGAGCCAUACAGACGGAAUGCUAGUAAAGAGUUCGAACCUGCAGAUUUAUGGGAUAAACUCCAGGUUCUUCAAGAGGUAGUCUGGAAAAUGAAAUCGCUUCGUUCCCUUACCGUCUCUCACCAUUACUUAUUCCACCCUUCAUUUAUCCUUUUGCCCCCAGAAGGAGUCACAAGCCUUACGUAUUUAGGCAUUAUGUCGCCUUUAUGGUGGCGAAAAUUCGCGAGUUACCAUUUUGCGGGCGUCGAAGAACUAACUCUGGGGUGUGUGGGCUUGGGGGGAGAUGAUGGUGCAGAGAGAAAGUAUUUGCAGAGCUCGGGGGAAGAGAUUUGGAACCAACCUGAGGAAUUCAGGCUGGAUAGUAUUCAGAUUUCGGGAUUACGCUGGAUUAGUUUCGAGGAUCUAGCUGACUUCGGUCUUCAUUAUCCAGCCGACCUUCUUCCAUUGGUAUUGCAAAAUAAUCCAAGGAUUUCAGAGCAUUCUAUAAAAGUUCUUGUGAAGGACAGAUCGGGUCGGUUCAAUGGUGGAAAAUUGAAGAAAAGGCUACCGGCGUUUGUUGAAAGACACAGUCGGCGGCUUUUAGAUAUUCUUCAAAAGAGUUAUGCUGAUUUGAAGGACGAGUCUAUUCUGGAAUAUCUGUUGACUAAAAAGACUUUACCGAACGAUCGGAUUGCUGAGGGAUUGUUUGAAGCAGAAAUAGAGAAGGUGAUGGCAGAACGGAUGGUCAAGGAAUUUGAGGAGAGAUUUGCAGCCAUUUCCGCGGAGGAAACUACGAAGGCCCUCAGGAGGAGUUUGAUGGAUUAA